AUGGCUCAAUCUAUCGGCUCGAGCUCCAGCAUCGCCAAAGGACACAAUGCCUACGUUCCUGGCUACAAGGCCAACCACAUUAAGAACCACACCUGGCGGACGGCAGAGAACAGCGCCGCGUACUUGCUCCCAAAACUUCAAGAGAUGGCCAGAGAGAAGCCGAAUCUUCAGCUUCUUGACUGCGGUGCAGGCCCAGGAACGAUCACAACAUCGCUCGCCAAGUACAUGCCAGAAGGUAUGCGAUUGAUCGAGGUUUGGGCGUUCCCAAGCGAAUUCAGAAUCCACCGGGCUUCGAAGCACAGUAGCGACGUUAGUAUCACCGAUCAUUGCAGCUGACCCGCAGCAGGACAAGUCACAGCCACCGACCUGUCUGAGGAAGUAAUUCACCGCGCAGCGGAAUGCGCCAAGUCCCAAGGCGUGACCAACAUGAAAUGUCACGCCGCCAACGUCUACAACCUCCCCUUCGAAGACGACAGCUUCGACAUCGUGCAUACCCAACAAAUGCUCUGCCAUCUGGAUUCUCCCCUCGAAGCAAUCCAAUCCAUGCUGCGCGUCUGCCGACCAGGCGGAAUCCUCGCCAUCCGAGAAUGCGACAUGAGAAUGUGGGCUCUCUACCCCGAAGUUCCCGUGCUUCAAGAAUUCCACAAACUCGUCAUGGCCACCAUGAAAGCCAAUGGUGGCUCAAACGAUAUGGGCGUGCGGCUGCUCUCGCUAGCCAUGAAAGCUGGUCUUCCGCGCGAGAGGAUCCAGGCGAGUAUGGGAACGUGGUGCUACUCGUUGAGAGAGGAGAGGGAAGUCUGGGGCGGAGCCAUGCGUGAUCGGAUCCGUGAAGGACCGAUGCGGCAGAAGUGCUUAGAUCAGAAUCUGGGGUGGAAUGCAGAGGAGAUGGAUCGGAUGGCGGAUGCUUGGGAGGAAUGGAUUGAGACGGAGGAUGCGUGUUUUGGGUGUAUGCAUGGAGAGGUUAUCAUCACGAAAUGA
Molecule: messenger RNA, 978 nt
Organism: Lecanosticta acicola
Lineage: Eukaryota; Fungi; Ascomycota; Dothideomycetes; Mycosphaerellales; Mycosphaerellaceae
Source: the annotation of a GenBank genome assembly